Messenger RNA from Drosophila bipectinata, 507 nucleotides. The record is from RefSeq and is a predicted model, not a curated record. Lineage: Eukaryota; Metazoa; Arthropoda; Insecta; Diptera; Drosophilidae.
AUGGACGUGACUCUGGGCGACGAGAGGAAGUUCCGGAUUUACUUUGAAGAAUUCACGAUUAAAUACAGGGAUCCGGAUCUCUUUCAAAAGUUGGAAUCGUCUCUCGAGCAAAGAAACAACCGGAGCUUUGUCACCGCCGAGAUAAUACUCACCCGGAAUGUCACUGAUGUGGGUGUUCAUACGGUCAUGGAUUUUUGGAAACCCAACAGCAAUCAGAAGAAAAAGAUGUACGACAUCCGAGUGGAUGUCUGUCCCAUCCUCAGAAAUGUUCAAAGCAAUAAGUUUUUCAACCUCUACAUAAAGAGUUUCAAGAGACAUAUUAAUUUUAAUCUAGCCUGUCCGUUUAAAUCUAACUACAGCUACAAAUUAACGGAUUGGUUUAUGGAUGAAAUGGAUUUUCCUUCUUUCACUCCCAUUGGAGUAUUUCGGACUGUAACUGAGUACUUUACGAUGAAGAAAAUGGUUAUACGAAUUGUAGCCCAAGGACAGUGCAUUUUAAAGGUCUAG